This is a messenger RNA of Talaromyces marneffei, 1551 nucleotides long. RefSeq lists its product as uncharacterized. The coding region runs from base 1 to 1551 and encodes 516 amino acids. The record is from RefSeq and is a predicted model, not a curated record. The transcript has 2 exons. Lineage: Eukaryota; Fungi; Ascomycota; Eurotiomycetes; Eurotiales; Trichocomaceae. Gene Ontology annotation, molecular function: succinate-semialdehyde dehydrogenase (NAD+) activity.
AUGUCUCAUCAUUCACACAGCACGAAUAGUGGGACUCGUCAAGUGCGAAUCCCGUUUGAGUUAUCUGAUCAAACACUGCUUCACAACCAAUGCUAUGUCGAUGGUCAAUGGUGCUCUUCACUUUCAGGCAAUUUUUUUACCAUCGAAGACCCCGGUUCAGGCACGAAGUGGGCUACAUGUCCCGAUUGCAUUCCAGAAGACGUCGAUAACGUGGUGCAAAAAGCACAUGUAGCCUUUCAACUGUAUUCCCGAACAAACCCUAGAAAGCGCGCUCAACUUCUUUCCACAUGGCAUCAACUUAUUCUCUCCGCAAGAGACGAUUUGGCCAAGAUCCUGGUUUACGAAACUGGUAAACCUCUUACCGAGGCAUUCGGGGAGAUAGACUAUGGUGCUAGCUUCACGUGGUGGUUUGCCGGAGAGGCAGAUAGGAUCCGAGGGUCUACAUUAGUGAGUGCUGCGGAUAAUCGACGAACAGUUACCAUCAAACAGCCUAUAGGCGUUGCUGCAGCACUGGUGCCAUGGAAUUUCCCAAUAGCACUCGUGCUACGAAAAGUCAGUGCGGCUUUGGCUGCAGGGUGCACAAUCGUGGUGAAGCCAUCUCCAGAGACCCCGAUGACAGCAUUGUGUCUUGCCGAUCUCGCCACGAGGGCUGGCUUUCCCAAGGGGGCGUUUAACGUUUUGACGACCAGUCUUGAGAACACUCCCGCGGUUGCGCAAUCUUUGUGUACUCACCCCUUAGUGAAGAAAGUGACCUUUACGGGCAGUACUCGUGUUGGCAAAAUCAUCGCUCGUCUUUGUGCUGAUUAUCUGAAAAAGUCUACUUGCGAGCUUGGGGGAAACUGCCCCUUGAUCUGCUUCGCCGAUGCAGACUUGGACCUUGCUAUCGAUCAACUGUUUGCGCUCAAGUGGAGACAUGCUGGACAAGCAUGCGUCACGGCAAAUCGAGUGUAUGUCGAGCGCGCUAUCUAUCAAGACUUUAUAGAACGAAUUAUCAAACAGACGAAGACACUCGUGGUUGGUCAUGGGCUAGAUCCCAAUACUACCAUGGGACCUGUUACUGUUGAACGUGGUUUGGAUCGCUUGGAAGAUUUGGUCGCAGACGCAGUGGGAAAAGGUGCUAAAAUUGUUCUUGGUACUGGUACGAGAUGCCACAAGGACAAUAUCAAAGACCUGACGAAAGGGUUUUUCAUGAAGCCUACCAUCCUAGUCGAUAUGACCGACGAAAUGAUAAUGACCCAUGAAGAGGUCUUCGGUCCAGUUCUUGGAAUUUACCUAUUUGAGACGGAGCAAGAGAUUACAGAUCGGGCAAACGCCACUCCGUAUGGUCUUGCAAGCUACGUUUUUACGGAGAACACCCACCGCAUCUGGCGGAUGAUGGAGAAUCUGGAAGCUGGGAUGAUUGGACUCAACGUGGGAAACAGUUCUGCUGCUGAAGCACCUUUCGGCGGAAUGAAGGAUAGUGGAUGGGGAAAGGAGAGCGGUAAAGAUGUUGCUAUUGACGAAUAUCUCGUCAGCAAGACUUGCACAAUGAUGGUUAAGGACCAUUACUAA